UCUAUUCUUCCUUCCUUUCUUUUUUGCUAUUAUAAACAAUGACAUCAUGACUAUCAGUGCAGCUAAAUUUUUGUCCACAUUCUUGAGUAUUUCCUUAGGAUAAAUUCAAAGAAAACAAAAGCACUGCAUCAAACCUAUUUACGUUACAAAGGUUUUGGUAAUAUUGCCAAAUCCUUCACAUGUUUUUCCAGAAUUAGGCAUGUCCCACCUCCCACCCCCUGCCUGCAAGAGUAGGUGUCAGGAUCGAGAGCUGCCAGCUUUUACCCUCCUACCAUGCAGAAGACACAAUUCACAACCUUGAUGCAUGCGAGUGCUUCCUUCCCCCUGCUCACACCUGACCUGCGUCCCCUGCGCCCCUCCCGGAGCCUGCCUGGAUCCCAGAGCUUCAGGUCCUCUCCCCUGAGCCCUGUAUUGGUCUCUUUCUGUCCGUUUUCAUCAUUUAUUCCACUUACUGUAAAAUUCAAUACUACAUAGUAUUGUUGCUACAUAAUUUCUCCCACUGCAUUGUAAGAAUAAUUACUGUGUGGAAAAAAGAAAGGUGAAAUUAUUCUACCUGAAUCCCAUUCUUUACUGAGUAUCUGCUCAUGGCAGACAGAGAACCAGCAGGCUCUUACUGAUCCAUUUUCUUAUUGUUUCAGCUGUGGUAAGGAACCACUGGCCAGAAAGUAGCACCAAACCCCACAUAGAAAACAUUACCAUUGAUCAGAACCAAAUGGACUUUUCAACGGUGGUCUCCAAGGAGGGCGUGAUGACUCAGACCCCCAGAAAGAGCCACACUUCUUCAGAUGCUCCAGAAAACUUCAUUCCACAAACUGAAGCAGCAGAUGCUAGAGGAAGAAAUGACUCUUCCAGGAAAACAAAUUUCACCAUUUCCCCUGUUGGGUCUGACACAGCAACAGCUCUGACUUCCCAGAGCCUCACCAGAGUAUUGGGGACACUUCGCUUGCCAUCCAGUUCAGGGUCAGAAGGAAGAACUGCCCCUUCUCACACUGAGAGCGGAACGACCCAGGGGUCCCUGGCAAGAGGAAAGGGGCUCCCCGAAGACGUGACCGUGCACACCCAACUGGCUGCCACUUGGGUUUUCAGCCAGGCCCCUCUUCCUGCUUUAGAGAUGGAAGAGGAGACCACGCUCUCUAGGAAGAGAAAUUUUUCAGGACCAGCGCUCUCCAGGACACCGGCUCACUCCCCUCCCUCAGACCACCCCGGAUCUUCUGGAAGCACUGAGAUGCUUAACAACUCCACUACUCUCCGAAGCACCUUGCUGAAUGGGACACAGAGUGUGCGUGUUACCACCACGCUCCCCAGUGGUGUCCCAGGGAUGCUCCAGUCUUUAACCGGCAGUCCACGACCUCUAAAUGAGACGGAGCAUUCCCCCAAGGACUCAGAAAUUGCCAUGACUUCAGUAUCAGCCCGUUCUUCACCCUUUGAGGCAGAGCUGAGAAGAGGCAGUGGAGUAAUCAGGAAUCCAGGGGAUGGGGAAUUCACUGAGCCAUCCACAGAAAAUGGAUUUGGCCUCACAUCUUCUGGGGUCUCAGUGGAAUUCUGGCAAAAUGAUUCCCCAACCUUGGGAGGAGAGCAGCUUGCCAGCAGCUCAGACGCAGAGGAUGGAAGUCCCAUGUCUCAAACUGAGACUGUGUCUAGGUCAGUCCUGUCGGGCAGAAGUGGAGCCAGCACAGCACGCUGGUUCUUGACCAAUAGCAAGACAUUCGCAGAUGCGACAGGAAGCUCCACUUCCUAUCCUGAAGUUGUGAACGCCUCAGUGCUGACCCGGUUCUCAGCCUCUGUGUCCCAGUCUAGAGGAAGUGACGCAGCACUGGGCGACAGGAGCUACUCUGAGCCGGCCACCAAGUCUUUGUCCUCAUCCUCCUCAGAAAGCCUGGAUUCCUCAGCAGCACGUGCCACUGAGGAGGGUCCUGAGCCUGGAGGAAGUUCUGCCGCGCAGGAGGGGACUGCCGAGGCUCCCCACCCGCACACUGCAGCUACUUUCCCGGGGACUGCAGAGCGCACGUCACGGUCUCUCACCAACACGAGCACAAGUUCUGCAGAAGUGGGGCACUCUGUGGUGCCCAGAGAAACCGAGAGUGCCACCCAGCACGGGAACGUGACGGUGACUGCUGACGCCCACCUGGUCUCCGGUUCCCUGGCGGCCUCACCAGCCCUGGGAGUCACUGGAAUUAGCUACAGUCAAGUGAGUGGCACGGACUUUGAACAGAAGGCUUCCAGCGACUACGCAGACCACACCUAUGUCUCGUCUACUUUUACCAAAGGAGAACGGGCAUUGCUGUCCAUUGUAGACAACAGUUCAACCCCGGACAUAAGGGAGAGUUCGACCUCUUCUGCUAAGAUCUCAAACUCUUCACAUUCAGACUAUUCUUCCUCUUCUCAGGCUCAGACUGAAAGAAGUAAUGUGUCAUCCUAUGAAGGGGAGUACGCCCAGCCUUCCACCGAGUCCCUGGCUCUGCGCACAGCCAACCUUCCGUCCUACACAUCCACCAUUAACAUGCCAAACACGUUGGUUCUUCUGGACGCUGAUGCUGGAUCGACUGGCAACUCUUCUUCCUCUUCUUCUCCUCCUCCUCCUCCUUCUUCUUCUUCUUUUUCUUCUUCUUCUUCUUCUUCUUCUUCUUCUUCUUCUUCUUCUUCGGGACCCCCUUUGCCCCUGCCCUCAGUAUCCCAGUCCCACCAGUCAUUCUCCUCAAUCUUACCAUCAACCGGGGCCUCUACUCUUCCACUGCAGUCCACUCCCCAUGCACCCACACCUGUGUCUUCCUCACCAGCGUCCCUGACAGCAUCUACCCCUGCCUCGCCGUCCACCUCCCAAACAACGCUGGCACCUUCACCUUCUACUCUGGUCCUGCCUGUGACUCCAGUUCAGACAGCGACAAUGGCAUUGUCUAUGGCAAUGCUCCCCAGUAGUCAAACAGCAAAUCCUAAGAACCAGAGUAACCCAUACCAUGAGAAAGUCAUUACAGAGUCAAAGCCACCGAGCCUGGAGUCUCUGCCCACAGAGGCCACCGAAGCUGUAACAAUGAGGUCUACCUCAGGGAUCCCUAUGCCCUUGGCCUUAACAGAGUCCUCCACUGAGCAAACCCUUCCAGCCGUAAGCACCAGCAUAGCCCGAAUGUCUCCAGCUUUGACAACCACCAUUCUUGAGACCUCUCAUCCCCCCAGCUCUGCGUCAACCACAGCAGCCCUGAUGGCUGACCCCACAACAGUACAGACUACGGCUGGAAAGCAGCUCUUGCCAACCAGCCCUGAAAUUCCAGUACCACGAAUCUCAACAGAAAGUGCUGUCACCACAGAAAGGAGCCAAGCCCACGUAGAUGCUACCACCCAGUUGGUGCCCCUGACCAGUGUACCCACGUCGGCGAAAGGACCAACCACGGGGCUCGGUGUGACGGAAGAGAACAGCCCGGCUUCACACUUCCUCGGAACAUCUCCUUCUCCCCAGACCGUAGGCGUUUCCACAGACCAAGUACUGACUCCUAGAUCUACUACCUUCGCUGCUCGGGGCAGCACACUGUCACCGACAGCACUGUCAUCGGCAGCUCCAGUUAACAGCUGUGCCACUAACCCUUGUCUUCAUGAUGGGAAAUGCUCUGUGGACUCCAGCAGCCGUGGGUAUCGAUGCAUGUGCUCACCUUCCUGGCAAGGGGAUGACUGCAGUAUGGAUGUGAAUGAAUGCCUCUUGAACCCCUGCCCACCCCUGGCCAUGUGCAACAAUACUCAGGGAUCCUAUACCUGCAAAUGCCCGGUUGGGUACCAGUUGGAAAAAGGAAUAUGCAACCUGGUUAGGACCUUCGUGACAGAGUUUAAAUUAAAGAAAACGUUUCUCAAUACCACCACGGAGAAACACUCAGACCUACGUGAAGUUGAAAAUGAGAUCACCAGAACAUUAAAUGUGUGUUUUUCAAUGUUUCCUGGUUAUACCCGAUCCACAGUUCAUGCUUCUAGGGAGUCCAGUGCAGUGGUCAUGUCCCUGCAAACCACGUUCUCCUUGGCCUCCAAUGUGACACUGUUUGACCUGGCUGACGGGAUGCAGAAAUGUGUCAACUCCUGUAGGUCCUCUGCUGAGGUCUGCCAGCUCUUGGGAUCUCAGAGGCGGAUCUUCAGAGGUAAGAGAAUGGCCCUCUGGGAGAACUCCACCUAUACAGUUAGGCACAGACCUAGGAUAGAUAUGUAAGGCACUCGGGGCUCAGAUUCAAGAAGUUCGUCACAGAGCCAGUCUAUCUUUGAAAUGGGUGCUGGGGCUCCUGGGUAGCUCAGUUUGCUAAGGGUCUGACUUUGGUGCAGGUCAUGAUCUCACAGUUCAUGGGUUUGAGCCCUGCAUCAGGCUCCCCGCUGACAGUGUGGAGCCUGCUUGGGGUUCUCACUCUGUCUUCCUCUGCCCCUUUCCUGCUCGCACUUUCUCUCUCUCUCUCAAAAAUAAAUAAAAACUUAAAAAAAGAAAUGGGUGUUAAGCGAAAGGCCUUUGUGUGUCUGUAUCUUUGUACAUGUGUGCGUGCACACACGCAUAGCUUUGAAGUCACCGGGUCCUUGGCAUGUUGCCUCUUUUUUGUCUCCUCUUCUUCACUGGUGUAUAAGAGAUGAUGGGAUACAGGAGCUGAUGCGAUGAAAUCAUUCCUCUUUACCUUAAAAAGUUCCAGCUCUCUCUGAGGGAAACAGAAAUUCCUGCACAGAAUAUACAUGCUUAUCAAUACCCCAAACCUUCAUCGUGAUAGUCCACUAAGUAAAAAA
Molecule: messenger RNA, 4737 nt
Organism: Panthera uncia (snow leopard)
Lineage: Eukaryota; Metazoa; Chordata; Mammalia; Carnivora; Felidae
Gene: HEG1
Product: heart development protein with EGF like domains 1
Exons: 11
Coding region: 713-4183 (1156 amino acids)
Biological process (GO): heart development
Molecular function (GO): calcium ion binding
Source: RefSeq, a predicted model, not a curated record